Messenger RNA from Amphibalanus amphitrite, 2140 nucleotides. RefSeq names its product septin-2-like. The record is from RefSeq and is a predicted model, not a curated record. The coding region runs from base 361 to 1623 and encodes 420 amino acids. Gene Ontology annotation, biological process: cytoskeleton-dependent cytokinesis. Gene Ontology annotation, cellular component: septin complex; cell division site; septin ring. Gene Ontology annotation, molecular function: GTPase activity; GTP binding; molecular adaptor activity. The transcript is spliced from 9 exons. Lineage: Eukaryota; Metazoa; Arthropoda; Thecostraca; Balanomorpha; Balanidae.
AGUUAUGGAAUGACCCAUAGGAGAACAUCCAAUCAAUGUCCAAGCUUUUCGUUUUUGUGACGUCAUAUUAAAUGCUUAUACUUUGAAUUGUUACUUUCUAGCACAACCUUGGCACAACCCAACCAUUUUUGCCGCGGAAACGCCUACUGAAGUUCAUUGUUCUGUUGCAAUUGCAAUGCGUUGUUUGAAUGAAACAGUUUGGAGAUAGGGCGCAGUCGGUGGAUUCAUUUUUCAAGUUGGGACAGAGGCUGUCUCUGUAAAAGUUUGUCUUUCUGCCAGUGGGCUAGUGAGGGGGUGUAUCACACGGAUUGUAAUUUUUUGGGAAGGUCGAGGUGCCGUCAGUUGUUGAUUUUGUUGAAAAUGCCUCCAGUAGAAAAGGAGAAAACAAGGGCUGUUGGAGGGAACCAGGUUAGGUCUCUGGAUUUGUCUGGACAUGUUGGCUUUGACUCCUUGCCUGACCAGCUGGUGACAAAGUCUGUGCAGAAUGGGUUCACAUUCAACAUUAUGUGUAUUGGUGAGACUGGGCUGGGAAAGUCAACUCUUAUGGACUCAUUGUUCAAUACCAACUUCGAGUCUUCACAAAGUCCACACAACUUGUCAGUAGUGAAGCUGAAGGCACACACCUAUGAACUCCAGGAAAGCAAUGUUAAAUUGAAGCUUACUCUCUGCGAUACCGUGGGUUACGGAGACCAAAUCAACAAGGAAGACAGCUUCAAGGCCAUCGUCGACUACAUCGACACCCAGUUCGAGAACUACCUGCAGGAGGAGCUGAAGAUCAAGCGGUCCCUCUCGGCGUACCAUGACACGCGCAUUCACGCCUGCGUCUACUUUAUCUGCCCCACGGGGCACGGCCUGAAGUCUCUGGAUCUUGUGUGCAUGAAGAAGCUGCAGAGCAAGGUGAACAUCAUCCCCGUCAUCGCCAAGGCGGACACCAUCUCCAAGACCGAGCUUAUCAAGUUCAAGCAACGCAUUCUGGCUGAGCUGAACAGCAACGGCGUGCAGAUCUACCACUUCCCAACCGACGACACGACGGUGGCCGAGACCAACCAGGCGAUGAACGCACACAUUCCGUUCGCGGUGGUGGGCAGCACCGACUUCGUCAAGGUCGGCAACAAGAUGGCCAGGGCUCGCGAGUACCCCUGGGGCACCGUGCAGGUUGAGAACGAGAACCACUGCGACUUUGUGAAGCUCCGUGAGAUGUUGAUUCGCACCAACAUGGAGGAUCUGCGCGACACCACGCACACCAAGCACUACGAGCUCUACCGGCAGGCGCGCCUCGAGAAGAUGGGCUUCAGCGACGUCGGUCCGGACAACAAGCCGGUCAACUUCCAGGAGACGUACGAGACCAAGCGCUCUGAGCACCUGGACGAGAUGCAGCAGAAGGAGGACCAGAUGCGACAGAUGUUCGUCCAGCGCGUCAAGGAAAAGGAGACAGAGCUCAAGGAGGCCGAGAAACAGCUGCAGCAGCGAUUCGACAAGAUGAAGCGUGAACAUGGCGAGGAGAAGCGGCGUGUGGAGGAGGAGCGGCGGCAACUGGAGGAGGAGAUCGCUGAGUUCCACCGGCGCAAGGCGGCCCACAUGGCCGGAUCGGGCACCCUCACUCUCGGAAAGAAGAAGAAAUGAGCGGCGGAGUGACAGGCGAAGGAGAGGAGGGGUGGAGAGAGCAGCUGAGGUGACGGAGGAGAGUCGGAACAGCGAGCGAGAGGACCCGGGGAGAGCAGACUGAGUGGCGGGAGCUCCUGCCUUGACGACUGUUUUAACCUGAUGGCGCCAAAUAGUCCAUGAAUUGCCAAUGCGAAUGAUUCGGCUGGCUGAAUAGCCGCGUCCCUCUACAAGUCUACAGACCAUGUUAGCUGGCUGGAUACGCUGCACGUUUUUAGUAUCGUUACACGCACCCAUGUACUCCGGACUGGAGUGGACGGGACGGUUCAUCAUGCGCACCGAACGCCCGACCCGCCGCGCUGGUGGCUGUCGCUGCUGCCAAUGUGGCAUGCUUGCGCUUUUCUUGCUCCGCGUAUCGGUCUUGCCCUGCUCUGAGCGUUCGAGGGAACAAUGCUAUAUAAUUCCCCUGUCCAGUCAUGUGCCCCAUGUCGCGCUUCCUUUACGUUUUGUACGAGCUGUAUAAACUAUUUGUAAAGAA